AUGCGGGCUCUUGCAGCUCUUCUCCCCCUUCUUUUCUCGUCCGUGAAGGCCUUGCCUGCUGCGAGCACCACGGUCUCUCCGUCGAAUCCCCCCUCGAGCUCUCCUACCCCCACGGGUAGCUUCGCAGAGGGCAAUCCCUUUGAAGGCGUGAAACAAUAUGUGAACCCGUACUACAAGUCCGAGGUGGAAAGCCUGGCAAUUCCAUCUAUGACCGGUUCGCUGGCUGAACAGGCCAGCGCCGCUGCCGAUGUGCCAUCGUUCCACUGGCUGGAUACGGCCGAUAAGGUCCCGACGAUGGGUGAAUUCCUGGAAGACAUCAAGUCCCAAAACGAUGACGGAGCCAGCCCUCCAGUCGCUGGUAUCUUCGUCGUGUAUGAUUUGCCCGACCGUGACUGCGCUGCAUUGGCCAGUAACGGCGAGUAUGCGAUCGAUGAUGGUGGCGUGGAGAAGUACAAGGCGUACAUUGACGCUAUUCGUGAGCACGUUGAAGAAUACUCGGACACCCAGAUUAUCCUGGUCAUCGAGCCUGACAGCUUGGCCAACUUGGUUACCAAUCUGGAUGUGCCCAAGUGCGCCAACGCCAAGGAUGCGUACUUGGAGUGCACCAACUACGCGAUCACGCAACUGAACCUGCCCAAUGUCGCAAUGUAUCUGGAUGCUGGCCAUGCUGGAUGGCUCGGAUGGCCUGCGAACAUCGGCCCUGCAGCCGAGCUCUACGCCUCCGUGUACAAGAACGCAUCCUCUCCCGAUGCUCUUCGUGGACUGGCGACUAACGUGGCCAACUACAACGCCUUCUCCAUCAACUCUUGCCCGUCGUACACAUCCGAGAACGAGAUCUGUGACGAGAAGAGCUACAUCAACAACUUUGCGCCGCAGCUGGCCAGCGCCGGCUUCGACGCCCACUUCAUCGUCGACACCGGACGAAACGGCAACCAGCCCACCGGCCAGAACGAAUGGGGUGACUGGUGCAACAUCAAGAACACCGGCUUCGGCGCUCGCCCGACGACUGACACGGGCGAUGAGUUGGUCGACGCCUUCGUCUGGAUCAAGCCGGGCGGAGAGAGCGACGGAACCUCUGAUAGCUCUGCGGACCGCUAUGAUGCCACCUGCGGUCUCGAUGCUGCCCUUCAGCCUGCUCCCGAGGCUGGCACCUGGUUCCAGGCAUACUUUGAGCAGCUUGUGGAGAAUGCUAACCCGUCUUUGUAG
Molecule: messenger RNA, 1206 nt
Organism: Aspergillus steynii IBT 23096
Lineage: Eukaryota; Fungi; Ascomycota; Eurotiomycetes; Eurotiales; Aspergillaceae
Product: glycoside hydrolase family 6 protein
Exons: 6
Coding region: 1-1206 (401 amino acids)
Biological process (GO): cellulose catabolic process
Molecular function (GO): hydrolase activity, hydrolyzing O-glycosyl compounds
Source: RefSeq, a predicted model, not a curated record